This is a messenger RNA of Nerophis ophidion (straightnose pipefish), 1556 nucleotides long. It is a transcript of the gene agtr1b, whose product is annotated as angiotensin II receptor, type 1b. Lineage: Eukaryota; Metazoa; Chordata; Actinopteri; Syngnathiformes; Syngnathidae. The transcript is spliced from 2 exons. Gene Ontology annotation, cellular component: membrane. Gene Ontology annotation, molecular function: angiotensin type II receptor activity. Gene Ontology annotation, biological process: regulation of vasoconstriction; immune response; G protein-coupled receptor signaling pathway. The record is from RefSeq and is a predicted model, not a curated record. Bases 316 to 1407 code for a protein of 363 amino acids.
AGUCAAAAUCAGUCAUCGCUUUCUUUAAGAGAGAGGGGCGGUUAAUGUGAGUGUGUUUGUGUGUGUGUAUGUGUGUGUGUGUUUGUGUGCGUGUGUGUGUGUGAGAGAGAGAGAGAGAGAGAGAGAGAGAGAGAGAGAGAGAGAGAGGGAUGGUAUUCCUGCAGCAGUCCAGUGACCAGACAGACAGACAGCGUGGUGGUUUCUCUCUGCAGCAUCACCUUCUUUCAGGCCCGCACCCGCACCCGCACCGGCCCCCGCACCCGCACCGGCCCCCGCACCUGCCCCCGCACCGCCAGCCGCAGCGGAAGAGGGACCAUGUCGAACGCCACGGCCGGAACGAGCAAAGGGAUCAACCUGACCUGCGGCAUGUCGGGCCACCACGACAUCAUCUUCACGCUGGUGCCCAUCGUCUACGGGUGCAACUUUGCCAUCGGCAUUGUGGGUAACAGCAUGGUGGUGGCCGUCAUCUACUGCUACAUGAAGCUGAAGACGGUGGCCAACAUCUUCGUGCUCAACCUGGCCGUGUCCGACCUGACCUUCCUCAUGACGCUGCCCAUGUGGGCCACCUUCACCGCCACGGGCUACCACUGGCCCUUCGGGGGCUUCCUGUGCAAGACCAGCGCCGGCUUGGUGAUCUUCAACCUCUACACCAGCACCUUCUUCCUGACGGCGCUCAGCAUGGACCGCUACCUGGCCAUCGUGCACCCGGUGAGGUCGCGGCGCUUCCGCACGGCGGCGUACGCCCGCAUCACCUGCGUGGUGGUCUGGCUCUUCGCCUUCGUGCUGAGCGUGCCCACGGCGUUGACGCGGGACGUGCUGGACAUCGCCAACUCCAACGCCACGGUGUGCGGCGUCCUGCACCCGGCGGCGGAGAACCGCGUGCGGCUGAAGGAGCUCCUGCUGGCCAUCAACCUGAUGAAGAGCCUGCUGGGCUUCCUGGUGCCCUUCGUCAUCAUCAUCACCUGCUACUGCCUGAUCGGCCGGGCGCUGCUGGGCGCCAGGCACAUCCAGAAGAGCUCGCGUUCCCGCGACGACGAGGUGCUGCGCAUGCUGGCCGCCGCCGUGCUGGCCUUCUUCCUGUGCUGGAUGCCCCAUCAGGUCUUCCACCUGCUGCAGGUGCUGACUCAGCUCAUCCUGGUGGAGAACUGCGCCGUCCUGGAGAUCGUGGACACCGCCAUGCCCUUCACCAUCUGCCUGGCCUACUUCAACAGCUGCGUCAACCCCAUCGUCUACGGCUUCGUGGGACGCAACUUCCGCAAGAACCUGCUGCGCCUGCUGCGCUGCUCGCCGGCCGGCGCCCCCGGCCCCCACCCCAGCAUCAGCUCCAAGAUGAGCGCCCUGUCCUUCCGAGCCUCCGAGGCGCUGAGCCUGACCGCCAAGGGCAAGGCCGCCGCCGACAGCAAGUAGCGGCGACGGGGGGGUUACCGGAGGGAGAGGUUCCGCGGUCGCCGAGGCCAACGCUGAGCGCCGAGCACGCCGUCGUGAUGUCCCGCAUGAAAACCUUCUCGUGCUUGGCGAGAUGUAGCGGGCGCACACUCGCCGUGCGUCGCCGUGUU